AUGAACGACGAAGAACUUUCACCGAGAAUUAUCGCCGUUGGUGAUUCUGGUGUAGGUAAAACUAGUUUAAUUCAUCGUAUUAAGAGUGGCUCUUUCCUUGAUCAGACCGUUCCGACGAUUGGAGCAGGAGUAAAUCCAAUAGAUGUAGAAGUUGAUGGAAAAGUUAUUUCAUGA
This is a messenger RNA of Trichomonas vaginalis G3, 174 nucleotides long. RefSeq names its product GTPase protein. The coding region runs from base 1 to 174 and encodes 57 amino acids. The transcript has a single exon. The record is from RefSeq and is a predicted model, not a curated record. Gene Ontology annotation, molecular function: GTPase activity; GTP binding. Lineage: Eukaryota; Parabasalia; Trichomonadida; Trichomonadidae.